Messenger RNA from Poeciliopsis prolifica (blackstripe livebearer), 4492 nucleotides. RefSeq names its product solute carrier family 38 member 3b (gene slc38a3b). Lineage: Eukaryota; Metazoa; Chordata; Actinopteri; Cyprinodontiformes; Poeciliidae. Gene Ontology annotation, biological process: histidine transport; amino acid transmembrane transport; asparagine transport. The record is from RefSeq and is a predicted model, not a curated record. Bases 266 to 1813 code for a protein of 515 amino acids. Gene Ontology annotation, molecular function: L-glutamine transmembrane transporter activity; L-asparagine transmembrane transporter activity; L-histidine transmembrane transporter activity. The transcript has 17 exons.
UUUACGAUGCCGACCAUUUCCCCAAGCACAUUUUGUGGCCGCAGCGCAGCAGAGAGACGAUCAGUCGAGUAAAAGCCGCAGAUAUCAAACACGGAGAAAGAGGAGAGUUGAGGAGGAAAGGAAACAGCGCUGCCCAUUGUAACACUUCGCAACAUCAGUGGAAUAAGGCUCAAAUCUUCAGGACAAGUGCGAUUGAAAUUCAAGAUCUGGAGCCCUCCUUCACCGAACACACGCAGGUCAAAGAGAAUCUGAUAUUUCUUAAAAGAUGGAGCCUGCCGAGUCAGAGAUGAACAUAUUAUCCAAUGGAAAACCCCAUGAUCUCGGAGAUGACAUGUGUGUGCCAAUGAAGACGUUGUUAGCAGAAGAUCAAAAUGGCACUGAAACUCUGAGGUUUGAUGACCCUGAAGGUGCACUUGAGAGUGAGGAGUUCUUACCCAAUACACAUGGAAAGAAACCCACACGUUUCACAGAUUUUGAAGGAAAGACCUCCUUUGGGAUGUCAGUCUUCAACCUUGGCAAUGCGAUUAUGGGCAGUGGCAUCCUAGGAUUGGCUUAUGCCAUGGCGAACACUGGCAUACUUCUCUUCUUGUUUCUUCUGACUGGAGUUGCAGCCUUGUCAUCCUACUCCAUUCAUCUGCUGCUCAAAUCUUCUGGCAUCGUGGGUAUUCGUUCUUAUGAACAGCUGGGCUACAGGGCCUUUGGUACUCCUGGAAAAAUGGCUGCUGGUAUUGCAAUCACCCUGCAGAACAUUGGAGCUAUGUCCAGCUACCUGUACAUCGUUAAAUCAGAGCUGCCGCUGGUCAUCCAAACUUUCCUGAAAGCGGACCCCAACUCUGAUCUGUGGUACUUGAAUGGAAACUACCUGGUCAUCUUGGUCUCUUCCUGUGUCAUCCUGCCCCUCGCUCUGAUGAAACAGCUCGGUUACCUUGGUUAUGCAAGCGGGUUUUCUCUCAGCUGCAUGGUGUUCUUUUUGUCUGCUGUUAGCUAUAAGAAGUUUCAGAUCCCUUGCCCAUUUGAGGAGUUCUCAACCAACAGCACCGCUGCACACCUUGGCCUGAACGACUCCAGCCUGGUCCAUGACUACAGCGACGGUUUCCCAGAUGAAGACAAGGACUCGCAUUGCACCCCACGCAUGUUCACAAUUAACUCACAGACGGCGUACACAAUCCCAAUCUUGGCUUUUGCCUUUGUUUGCCACCCCGAGGUUCUGCCCAUCUACACCGAGCUACGCAAUCCAACAAAGAAAAAGAUGCAAAAGGUUUCCAACAUCUCCAUCCUUCUCAUGUACACCAUGUACUUUCUGGCUGCUCUCUUUGGCUACCUGACUUUUUAUGGUAAAGUGGAGCCAGAGCUGUUGCAUACGUACAACCGCAUCGAUCCCUAUGACAUUUUGAUCCUGUGUGUCCGAGUGGCUGUCCUCACCGCUGUAACGCUGACCGUGCCAAUUGUGUUGUUCCCUGUGCGCAGAGCCAUCCAGGAGAUGUUAUUUCCCAGCAAGUCUUUCAACUGGUUACGUCAUGUCAGCAUCGCCUUCAUUCUGCUCGCCUUCAUCAACAUGCUGGUGAUAUUUGCUCCCAACAUUCUGGGCAUCUUUGGCAUCAUUGGUGCCACAUCAGCUCCCUGCCUCAUUUUCAUUUUCCCCGCUGUCUUCUACAUCCGCAUCGUUCCCAAAGAGGAUGAACCCAUGACCUCCACUUCAAAAAUACUGGCUUCUUGUUUUGCUGCUCUGGGAAUCUCCUUCAUGGUGAUGAGUCUGAGCUUCAUUUUCAUCGACUGGACGUCAGGGACCAGCCGGGCUGCUGGAGGUCACUAACAGCUGCUUCAAUGCUUAUUUGUGUGUGCAGUGUUUGGAAAAGGGUUGUUCGGUAUGUUCUUUAGAAAGGGAGUGCGUUCACCUCAGUUGAACACAUUAUCGGCUGUCCAGCACAAAGUCUGGGUGUGCCACAAUACAAAAUACACCCCAUAAUAAAUGCUACGUGGAAGGCAGACACCCGAACAAAAAUCUUCUAUUUGCUGCAAUUUCUAACUUAUUUUUUUUAUAUUACAGAGAGUUUCUAAUGCAGUUCAUUAAAAUUACACCACAAAAUCAACCCGGGAGGAUGAAAUGGUUGUCUCCUGCUUCUAAGGCUUUACUUUCACACUAAUAACUGCAGCUGGUUCUGUGUAGAUAAACAAAAACUAUUUUAAUUGUUCUAAAUGAGAUGCACAAAAACAAGCAGUCAGGGAAUCUCACAUGGAACCAGAAUUGGUUCAAUGUGGCAUCAUCAUCAUCAUGCAGAAUAAGUCUUUGAAGUGGCAUGACAUUUUUACUUUUCAGUAAGGUUUCUGGAUGAAUUAAAACUGCUGUGCCUUUUACCAUUUGCAAUGGCACAAAAACAAAUAAAUAGUGUAUAUUUAUUUAGUUAGCUCCUUUCUGAUUUUGGAUCUAUAUUUAACUGCUGUGUUUGAUUAUGUCCAGAAAAUCAAUGCAUUACACUUUUUUUUUCCUUUUAUGGUGACAAAAACUGACAGUGUUUAUUAAUUAUUCUGAAGUUUAAGAUUUCCUUUUAUUAGAUUUUUAUCCCACGCAUACUGUGAUUUUCGAUCAUAAUCUUACAGUCAAUUACGCCGAUCCUAUUAGUUGAAUAGCAUGGUUUGGCAAUCUUUCCUAGGCAUUCCUGGUAAAGAGGCAUAAACAGACUUGAAAUUAUUUUCUAUCAUUAGAAAUAUUUUAAAAAAUUCUACCAAAUCUGAUUUACUUGGUUUACAUGUUUGUUUUGUAACUGGUACAAACAUGGCCUCUGUGUCAUAUGCAUACCCCAGAAAAACAGGAAGAAAUUGAUUACAAAUGAAGCUUUACUUGAUCAGAUUAAAAGUAAUAAUCAUGCUUAAUUUACAUUCAUUUUAGAGGGGCUAUAAGUGGUAAAUGAUUUCAAAUACAAAUAACUACCCUAAUCUAGUCCUUAUUUAAUAAACAUGAGCAAAUUAGUUUAUUUUUAUGGAUUUUUAUCGGUUCUACAAAAAAAGAAAAAAUAGAGUUCUGAUCCUUUUUACAAAUAUUUAUCAGGGCUGGAGUCAACAGAGUCAAGAAACUACUGGUGCUAAUAAUCCACAUUUACAAAAGUCCCUUUUCCAAUAAUGUUCAAAUGGUCCAAUAAAUACGCAAACUUUCUGUAUUAUCUAAAUAAACUCAUCCUUCAGAGCACUGUACAUAUUUAAAGUAAUUUAACCAAACCUUACUGCAUGUUUAUACACUACAAGGUAAAAGUGCCUGGUCUGCAGCAGAUAAAGUGUUGUGCCUUUUUGACACAGCUGCAGAGUUUUUAAUCCUGCAGGUUUAACGAGCUUUUAAAGUGCUUGGAUCUGACUUUACUGCCUUGCAUGAUGUAGUAAUGUCCUGUACAUUUAGCAACUUUUGUUGUCUGUGCUGUAGAAUGAUUAAGACAGAAAAAUUGCUAUUGUUAUGAUGUUGCGACAUUUACAUAUUUGACCAAAUACCUCCCGAAACGGUUCUCAGAGAAAUUCUGAACCCACAAUGGCAUGACUAAAUAUACUAAAUACUAUAAUUCAGGUUUACAGAAAUGCUUAAAUUAUUAUCAUUACAAACCAAAAAUGUGUUACAGUGUUAAUAAGGCAAGGUUUUAUCAUACAUGUAUGUCAAAAUAUAACAUGUUUCCAAAGAGUAUUUAGUCCUUUACAUGUGAGUUUUUUUUAAUGGAAACAGAGUUGUGUCAUGAAUCUUGUAGUAUAAAUCAUCUAUUUUGGAUAAAUAUAGCAGAUGAGGCUCUCAUUAGCUCAGUAGUUUUUCUAUUGAGAUAAAAGUUGAAUAAACAAGAUUCACAACAAUACUAUUCACAAAUAUUUAUUUCUGUUAGUUAUGAUGGUUUCCACUGAUGGCUAAUGAGAAUAUAAAAUUUAAUGUUAGAAUAUCACCUAUAAAAGAUCAAUAAAAAUAAUUUAAUACAGGAAGGUGGGCUUAAUAAGGACUUUGUUUAAUGCCUGCUUAAAGGUUGUUAUUUUCAAAAGGUACUUUUAAUUUGAUAAACAAAUACAUCUUGAAUAUGACACUAUAUGUCCUACAUAGACUUUUGAAACUGAUUGACACAGAUUUUCUUAUGUGCCUCUGUUAACAUAAUAUAUAUUUUUGCCUUUCCUGUGGAUGUUAUGAUGUAAUUACCAUUCUUUAGUAUUGUGCUGUUUUGUUUAACAUUUAGUCCGCUGUGAAGAUGAUGCCAUCAAUAACAACAGACUACCUACUGUAUCAAAAUGCCUUUAAAUCAGUUUCACGGCUUCAGCUCCAGUCAGUAUUGUAGUAAAAAUGAUUUGUGUAAACCAUUUCGUGUGAGACGUUAUGCUUCAGCAUGUUAAACAGAUCAACAAAGCAGAACUUUAUAUAAAUAAUGUAUAUAUAUGUAAACAUUUUAUAUUUGUGAUGCUUAUUUACAGUAGAUUGUAAAGUGUAAAUAGCUGGGACAGUUUUAGUUUGGAAAUAAAAUAAUUGUACAUGUUUUUA